Blepharisma stoltei is the source of this 603-nucleotide messenger RNA. NCBI's taxonomy places the organism in Eukaryota, Ciliophora, Heterotrichea, Heterotrichida, Blepharismidae. The record is from the annotation of a GenBank genome assembly.
AUGGCUUCAAUUGAUAAUGAAUACGAUUAUAUCUUUAAAGUAGUUAUACUUGGAGAUUCAGGAGUUGGCAAAACUUCUCUGAUGAUUAGAUAUGCUGACCAAAUGUUCGAAGAGUCAAUAUUCUGCACUAUUGGGAUAGACUUCAGAAUGAAAACAAUCGAGAGUGAUAAUGAGAGAAUUAAGUUCCAAAUUUGAGAUACAGUUGGGAACCCAAGAUUCAACAAUAAUUUCAAAACAUAUUUUAGGUUUGCGCAAGGGAUUAUUUUGGCAUAUGACUGCACAUCUGAACAAUCUUUCAUAUGCGCUAAAAAUAUCAGCAAUGUUGUUAAUCAAUAUACCUAUGAAAAUAUUGUAAAAGUUGUAGUCGGGAAUAAAUGUGAUAGGGAAGAUAAAGUUGUGGAAAAAUCAAGGGGUGAGGAGUUUGCUCAAGGAAUACAAGCUGGAUUUUUUGAGACAAGUGCAAAAGAGGAUAUAAAUGUAAACGAAGCGUUUGAAUACUUGCGUCUUGAAAUCAAAAACUGAGUACAUUUAAUUGGAAAUAACGCUGAGAGUUUAAUACCAAAGAUCAAAGUGAAAGAAAGAAAAGAAGUUUGUAUUCAAUAA